AUGCCAAAUCCACUUGUCACAGGCGGCGUCAUGGAUGGCACUCGAUAUCCGGGACCAGACGAAGGCUGUGCACCGCCUAAUUGGUUUAUCUCGUGUACUCCACCGGUCAUCGAGAAGGACACGAUCAUCGUGGCAGCUACUUCGCCAAAUGUCAUUAAAGGCCAUCAGAAAGAGGACGGGUGGUUUCUCUCUGAUUUCUACGCUUUCAACUACCUGCUCCACGGUCUCGGUUCAUCACAAACAUGGCUCACAGCUGCUGAUCCGGUGAAGCUCCUCAAAGCAGACCCUCGAUUCCCAGUUUAUUUGCACGGCAACCCUUACCAGGAACGCAAGGUUGUGUUGAGCAACGAUCUACUCAAGAGCGGGGAAUUGACGCGGGUCACGGUUGUUCGCAGCAAUAAUAUGAUCGCUCAGUUCCUCCGUGAACCCAUUAAACACCAGUAUGUUGGCUGCGGCUAG
Messenger RNA from Verticillium nonalfalfae, 459 nucleotides. RefSeq lists its product as uncharacterized. Lineage: Eukaryota; Fungi; Ascomycota; Sordariomycetes; Glomerellales; Plectosphaerellaceae. Bases 1 to 459 code for a protein of 152 amino acids. The transcript is spliced from 3 exons. The record is from RefSeq and is a predicted model, not a curated record.